AUGCUGUUCCUUCUCCUGUUGAAUUGUGCCUGGGGCUUAUUGCUCACAGAUGACCUGGAAGGUGCCAUCGAGGAGAAUAAGGAGAUGGGCAAAGCCAUUCUAGAGAUGCUGCACAUCAAUAAGCUGUCUGCACCCCAUGUGGCCAAACCACACCCCUACAUGAGACAGGUCUAUCAGCUUCUGGACACACAAGAGGCCCGAGACUUGGGAAGCUCUGAUGGAACACUGGUGCAGAGUUUCCGGAGUGUUCUGGCAGGCCCACCGGAUGCCCCCGCAGGAUGGAUCUGGUUCAACGUCUCCCACCUGAAGCCUUCUAUGGCCGUGGCUGAGCUCGUCCUGCUCCGCAAGACCCUCCACCCCGACCCCCUCAGUGUCACAGUGUCCCUGCACAGCCUGACCCGGGGUGCGAGUGGCCUGAGCGUGAGCCCUCCCCUCGAGGAGAGGAUCCUGACGCUGGAUCAGCUACCCCCGUCUGGCUAUGACGUGUUCGACGUGUCCCCCUUCAUGUUCUCCUCCAUGCCUCUGGACGUGGUGGGCUUCCAGCUACGCUACACGGACGAGAGUGGGAGCCUGGUGCUUCAUGAGGCACUGACCCAGAGCCUCUACUGCCUGGGAGGUGGCUCCCUCAGCGAGCCCCUGCUGGUGGUGUACCGGGCUAGGCCGCUUCACCCCCAGACGACGGCUGCCACCAAUGGGUUCCGGCCUGAGCGGAGACAGCGCCAGCACUGCCGCACGAGGAGCCACGAGAGGAGGAGCCUCUUCCUGGCCAAACGAAAUGGCUACAAGCGCCACCGCUUUGAUGCCAGCUCUGACCCACAGUGUCGGCUCUAUCACCGCUAUGUUGACUUCAACCAGGGCGAUCUGGCAAACUGGAUCCUACAGCCGUCAGGGUUCAAUGCUACCUUCUGCAGCUCCAACUGUGUUCCACUGGAGCUGUCAUCUCUCACGGUGAUGUAUAGGAGUGAAACGGAUGACGUCAUAAUCCAGAAGUUUAGAGAUGCAAGGGCAGAGAGCUGCACAUGCCAGCCACAGGCUAAACCUUGAAACCAGCUCCCACAUACAGUAUUUACCUAUCCUAGCCACUGG
Messenger RNA from Oncorhynchus masou masou (cherry salmon), 1086 nucleotides. RefSeq lists its product as uncharacterized. Gene Ontology annotation, biological process: BMP signaling pathway. The record is from RefSeq and is a predicted model, not a curated record. The transcript has 3 exons. Bases 1 to 1044 code for a protein of 347 amino acids. Gene Ontology annotation, cellular component: extracellular region. Gene Ontology annotation, molecular function: growth factor activity; cytokine activity. NCBI's taxonomy places the organism in Eukaryota, Metazoa, Chordata, Actinopteri, Salmoniformes, Salmonidae.